This is a messenger RNA of Aspergillus nomiae NRRL 13137, 1175 nucleotides long. RefSeq names its product putative mitochondrial carrier protein. The record is from RefSeq and is a predicted model, not a curated record. The coding region runs from base 192 to 1175 and encodes 327 amino acids. Gene Ontology annotation, molecular function: glycine transmembrane transporter activity. The transcript has 2 exons. Gene Ontology annotation, biological process: glycine import into mitochondrion. NCBI's taxonomy places the organism in Eukaryota, Fungi, Ascomycota, Eurotiomycetes, Eurotiales, Aspergillaceae. Gene Ontology annotation, cellular component: mitochondrial inner membrane; mitochondrion.
UGUGGUUUCUGCCGCCCCUUUCGUGACUGUGACCGCAUUCCGGUCUCUCGCAAGAUUCUCGUCAUCUACGAAAAAGCGGUGUCCGUUGCGGAUGAAUUGAAUCUGCUGUGAUACUCACUGUCUGAUCAACAUUUCAAGCACAUAACUUCGUUCCGUGAACUUUCCAGGCUGGGCCUGUGGAUAACCUUACGAUGUCGAACAGCGCUGCAUAUGCAGUACCGCAGGUGAAAAAGACCUCUGCCACUACGACAUCAAAAACCACCUUUCAUUUCGCCGCCGGCCUUUGUUCCGGCCUCAGCUCCGCCAUCCUCCUCCAGCCAGCAGACCUCCUCAAGACCCGAGUCCAGCAGUCUCAGAACGCCGCGCUUCUACCGACCAUAAAGUCCAUUGUCUCUUCUCCGAAUGGAAUUCGUGGCUUAUGGCGUGGAACCCUUCCCUCCGCCCUCCGCACAGGUUUUGGCUCAGCGCUCUAUUUCACAAGUCUCAAUGCCUUACGACAAGGUGUAGCGCAUACCGGAGUUCCAGUGGCCCUCUCCAACGCUAGCGCAAACGGUAAAGGUGCGGUGUCUUCGUCUGCUCUUCCGAAGCUGUCGAACUCGGCCAACCUUGCCACGGGUGCGGCCGCUCGCGUUGCGGCGGGAUUUGUGAUGAUGCCCGUCACCGUACUGAAAGUACGCUAUGAGUCGAGUUAUUACGCAUAUGGCAGCCUGUACAGUGCAGGGCGCGAUAUCCUCCGCACAGAAGGUGUGCGAGGCCUUUUUGCUGGAUUUGGGGCAACUGCUGCCCGUGAUGCCCCGUACGCAGGGCUCUAUGUUCUUUUCUAUGAGCAGUUGAAGCGGCGCUUCGCAUCACUGGCCGACUCAGGAACUGGUGACCAAUCGCUGAAGUCAUCAUCCUCAUCAAUUAACUUUGUCUCUGGAGCAUUGGCGGCUGGCCUUGCUACCGCGAUCACUAAUCCGUUUGAUGCGGUCAAGACUCGACUGCAACUUAUGCCCAACAAGUACGGAAACAUGAUGCGGGCGGUGAAGAUGAUGAUUCAAGAAGAUGGCAUGCGGAGCUUAUUGGGCGGCUUAGGGUUGCGUAUCACCAGAAAAGCGCUAAGUUCAGCACUCGCUUGGACAGUGUAUGAGGAGCUGAUUCUUCGUGCGGAGAAGCACUGGGCAUCAAGAGACUAA